CAGUGCUCCGACUACGGGGCCGGGCCCACCGAACCCUGAUGGAAGGCUUCUAGUUUUUCCUUGGUGCCGCGGCGCGCCCUGUUUUCCCCUUUCAACACUGUAAGGCCCCUCUUCAGCGCUGUCUUGCCGUGGCUUGCCCCCUGUAGCGCGGCCAUUUUAUUUCCCUGUGGUUCCCUGUGGCGGCGGGGCCACAGCAUCUGUCAGUGGCUGCAGGGCUCCGCUUCCAGGCUGCCGAAUGCGCUCUCCAGGCUGUUUUUGGUGGGGCGAUAGCGGCUUCCGUGGGCAAGAAACGCUUGCAAGCGGAAAAAAUCUAGAGAAAAAAAAAGUUUAACGGUUUUACUCCGCGUGACUGGGAAAGAAAAAAAAAGGGCGCAAAAGUUGGGGUAGGCCCCGAGUAAUGGAACUGUACGAAGUAGUUCUAAAUCUACCCUUGUGUCUGUUUACUUUUCUCCUCCUUUCAUCCUCCACACUCUUCUUCUUCUUCUCUCCAUUGUUCUUUCGUGGAGAUACAUACAGCCCCAACAACUUGAUUGUUUUCUUUUUGGUUACAGGCUGGUACGUCAUUGAUAUCAUCACCAUCUACAUCAUCUUCAUCAUUCAUUGACACUCCUGAGUUAGCCAAUUGAACCAUAUCUUCGACAUCAAUUCAUCCUCUUCAACCAGACUACCCCAACCCGGAUACAGAACACGCGACAUACUCCCUCCCAACCCUUACACACAUAUACACACAUAUACAACACAGAUACAUACACAAACGUCAUCAUGACUGCUAGUCAUCGCACAUCCGUGUCCAGCACGGCACCAAAGGACGAAACCGCCCCUUCUGCCGGUCUCUUUGCCGACAACAACAAGCCCGCCGUCAAAGACUUUGCCAAUGGCGGCAGCAAGGGCGCCAGCGGUGCCGCUGACAUCGAGACAGCCACCGUCAGCAACAUGGACGCGGCCCAGCUCGAGCAAAUCGCCACAGCGUCCCAGCAGCACUUCCACCGUCUUGGCUGGAAGCGUCUUGCCGUCGUCACCAUUGUCGAGGCCAUUGCCCUCGGUGCCCUGUCACUCCCCAAGUCCUUUGCCACGCUCGGCAUGGUCCCCGGUGUCCUGCUGACCGUCGGCCUCGGCUUCGUCGCCAUCUUCACCUCCUACAUUGUUGGUCGCGUCAAGCUGGCCUUUCCCCAGACCGCCAACUACGCUGAUGCUGGCCGUCUUCUCUUUGGCCGCAUUGGCUACGAGAUCUUUGGUGCCGCGCUUGUGCUGGAGCUUGUCAUGGUCGUUGGUUCGCACGCCCUGACUGGCGCCAUUGCCAUUGGCACCCUCGCCGACGGCAAGAUUUGCUCCGUCAUCUUUUCCGCCAUCUCCGCCAUUGUCCUGCUGCUGCUCGCCAUCCCGCCGUCCUUCUCUGAGGUUGCCAUCCUCGGUUACAUUGACUUUGUCUCCAUUGUCGCUGCUGUUGGUAUCACCAUCAUUGCCACUGGACACCAGGCUGCUGUCUCUGAUGGUGGUCUGCAGGCUGUCAAGUGGUCUGCCUGGCCCAAGGAGAACCUCAAGUUCUCCGAGGCCUUUGUCGCCGUCAGCAACAUCAUCUUUGCCUUUUCCUUCGCCAUUGGCCAGUUCUCCUUCAUGGACGAAAUGCACACCCCUACCGACUUCAUGAAGUCCAUCUGGGCCUCGGGCAUUAUCCAAAUCUUCAUCUACACCUUGACUGGUGCCCUCUGCUAUGCCUUUAUUGGUGUCGAUGUUAAGUCGCCUGCUCUGUUGUCUGCUGGCCCUACCAUUGCCAAGGUGGCCUUUGGUGUCGCUCUGCCCGUCAUCUUCAUCUCUGGUUCUAUCAACUCUACCGUCGCUCUGCGCUACCUGCACGCCCGUAUCUGGAAGAACUCGGUCGUCAAGUACAUCAAGACCCCUGGCGGCUGGACUGUCUGGCUUGUCGAGGUCGUCAUCUUCACCGUCAUUGCGUGGGUUAUUGCCGAGGCCAUCCCCGUCUUCAACGACCUGCUCUCUCUCGCCUCUGCCCUCUUCGUGUCGGGCUUCUCUUUCUGGAUUCCUGCCAUUAUGUGGUUCCGCCUGCUCUGCGAAGGCAACCCCUUCUCUCGCAAGAAUCUCUUUAUCUCUCUCGGCUGCAUCCUGGCCUUUAUCAUUGGUGUCGUCACCCUUGUCGCUGGCACCUAUGCCACUAUUGAAGAUAUUAUUCACAACAGCACCCACUCGCCUUUCAAGUGCAGAGAUAUUGCUCAAUAA
[Torrubiella] hemipterigena is the source of this 2232-nucleotide messenger RNA. The record is from the annotation of a GenBank genome assembly. NCBI's taxonomy places the organism in Eukaryota, Fungi, Ascomycota, Sordariomycetes, Hypocreales, Clavicipitaceae.